AUGGGUUUCCUCUACUCUCAGCUCUUCGUCCGGCCGGCUUAUCCGACGCGCUCGUUCGCGGGAGAAACUGUCAUCAUCACGGGCUCCAAUACGGGGCUGGGAAAGGAGGCAGCGCGCCACAUCGCCCGUCUGGGCGCCAGCAAACUCAUCCUCGCCGUGCGAAACACCAAGGCCGGCAACGACGCCAAGAGGGAUAUCGAACGGACAACCGGAUGCGACCCUUCGGUUAUCGAAGUGUGGUCACUCGAUCUGGCUUCAUACGACUCGGUCAAGGCCUUCGCGGACCGCGCCUCCAAGCUCCAAAGGAUCGAUGUCCUGCUCGAGAAUGCCGGCAUCGCCGUGUCAAAGUACUCGCAGGCCGAAGGCCAUGAACGCACCAUCACCGUCAACGUCAUCAGCACCUUCCUGCUCGCGCUCCUCCUGCUCCCCAAGCUCAAGGCCACGGCGAAGCAGUUCGACGCCACGCCGCGCUUGACGAUCGUGUCCAGCGAAGUGCACGGAUGGACCAAAUUCCCCGAAUGGCAGCAACCCACCGACCGGAUCUUCCCGACCCUCGACGACGAAAAGACCGCAACCAUGGACGAGCGCUAUCAAACCAGCAAACUCCUCGAGGUCCUUGUCGUCAAGCAAAUUGCCCCCAGGUUGGCCGAUUCCGGCGUCACGCUUAACAUGCUCAACCCAGGUCUCUGCCACAGCGAAUUGAGCAGAGAUGGCUCUCUCUUCCUGGAGGUCCUGAAAUUCUUCCUCGCACGCCGCACUGAGGUGGGGAGUCGCACGCUCGUUGCUUCCGCCGCGGCCGGCCCUGAGAGUCACGGGAAGUACAUGCAUGACGGGAAGGUCGACGAGAGCGAACUGUCGCCCUUUGUGAGGAGUAAGGACGGGGAGGUGGCCAGUGAGAAGGUCUGGCAGGCGUUGAGUGACAUCUUGGAGAAGAUCUCGCCGGGUGUCACAACGAAUAUCUGA
Messenger RNA from Cladophialophora carrionii CBS 160.54, 963 nucleotides. RefSeq lists its product as uncharacterized. The record is from RefSeq and is a predicted model, not a curated record. Bases 1 to 963 code for a protein of 320 amino acids. NCBI's taxonomy places the organism in Eukaryota, Fungi, Ascomycota, Eurotiomycetes, Chaetothyriales, Herpotrichiellaceae. The transcript has a single exon.